AUGAGGUUCGGCGAGCACCUUCAAUCGUCUAUGAUUAGGGAGUAUUACCCCUUCUACAUUGCCUACGACGAGCUCAAGAAAGCUCUCAAGACCGAUUUUGUCACCGAGCCCACCCCGGAUACUGCCAAACCGCCCCGUCGAGAAUGGACUGAAGAAGACGAGAAGGCCUUUGUUACGCUGCUGGAAAGCGAGCUGGAAAAGGUCUAUAUCUUCCAGAAGCGCAAGAGUGAAGAAAUUGUUCAGCGCAUCAAGACUAGCGAUGUUGAGGUUACCGAUAUUGUCGAGCGUCUUGAUAACUCGGGUAAUCGCCGUCCGAGCAUCAUUCGUCCUCCCCGACCGCCCCCCACCGACGAGGACUUUUUGUUGAUGGAGCAGAUCCUCAGUGAUAUUAUUGCCGACGUUCACGAUUUGGCCAAAUUUACUCAGCUCAAUUACACCGGUUUCCAGAAGAUCAUCAAGAAGCACGACAAAGAGACACAAUGGCAUUUGCGACCAGUCUUCGCUGCCCGCUUGAACGCCAAGCCGUUCUUCAAGGACAACUAUGAUGCGUUUGUCGUGAAACUGUCUAAGCUUUACGAUUUGGUCCGUACCAAGGGAAACCCUGUGAAAGGUGACUCGUCAGCCGGUGGCAGCCAACAGAACUUUGUGCGACAGACCACAAAGUACUGGGUGCACCGCGACAACAUCACCGAGCUUAAGCUGGUCGUCCUGAAGCACUUACCGGUCUUGGUCUUCAAUGCCUCCAAGGAAUUCGAGGAGAAGGACACCGCCAUCUCCUCAAUUUACUAUGACAACCCUGACACCUGGGAGCUUUACCAAGGUCGAUUGAAGAAGACCGAAGGUGCUGAGGCUAUUCGUCUGCGUUGGUACGGAGGUAUGGAGAGUGACCAGAUCUUCGUGGAGCGCAAGACCCAUCGCGAGGAUUGGACUGGUGAGAAGUCGGUCAAGGCCCGAUUCUCGCUAAAGGAGAAGAACGUCAAUGCUUUCCUGGAUGGCCGCAUGACUGUCGAACAGGUCUUCGACAAGAUGCGCAAGGAGGGUAAGAAGAGCCAAGCAGAGAUCGACGACCUCGAGCAGCUGGCCCGUGAGAUUCAAUACCGUGUUAUCACCCGUCGCCUGGUUCCUGUCACCCGUACCUUCUAUCACCGUACGGCCUUCCAGCUCCCUGGUGAUGCCCGUGUGCGUAUCUCGCUUGAUACUGAGUUGACGAUGGUCCGCGAGGAUAACUUGGAUGGCCGCCCCCGCGCUGGAAGCAACUGGCGCCGCAUGGAUAUCGGAGUGGACUUCCCCUUCUCUCAGCUUCCCCCAGAGGAUAUUGACCGCUUCCCCUACGCCGUGUUGGAGGUGAAGUUGCAGACCCAGGCUGGCCAGGAGCCACCCCAGUGGAUUCGCGACUUGACCGCUAGUCAUCUGGUGGAGGCUGUCCCCAAGUUCUCCAAGUUCAUUCACGGUUCCGCUACGCUUUUCCCCACUCGCAUCAACCUCCUACCCUUCUGGUACCCACAGAUGGAUGUCGACAUCCGCAAGCCCGUCAACCAGCGCUAUGGUAUUCAGCGUCCGCUUGCCAGCACAUCCAUGUCUGCCAACGACGAAGAUUCCGACGACGAGUCUCCGGACACUCCCCGUGCCCCAGGUAACGGUUUCCCUCCAGCAGGCGAUGAUCGCCUUCUGUUCAUCGAGACAAACGGUAACGAGUUGGACAUUGAGGAGCGUAUUGCUGCUCGGCCACUAGCGGGAGAGGAGGACUACCCGCUAUAUGAUUCCGAUGAUGAGGAUGAGGCCUGGGAUGAUGAGCUGGAAGAGGCUCGACGCGUUGGAGGCGCUUAUUAUGCCGAGCAACUAGUCCUCUAUUACCUCCGCCAAUCCGGACACUACGCUUGGCAAGGCUUGAUGGCUAUCAUUCCACGUCCACGACCGACCUCGAUGCCCCCGCAAGAGCAGCGUGGAAUUGCUGUGCUACAAGGUACCCGCCGGACCCUGCAGCGAUUCCAGGCACCCCCUGGCAAACGCAUCUUUGUCCCCGUCCGUGUUGAACCCAAAGUUUACUUCGCUGCUGAGCGAACUUUCUUGUCUUGGUUGGAAUUCUCGAUUAUCCUUGGUGGUAUUGCUGCCACCCUGCUGAACUUUGGAGUUGAUUACAUUUCCCUUGCCUCUGCCUGGGGCUUCACUAUUCUGGCUGCCGCCGCCUUGGUAUACAGCUUGGUACUAUACCUGUGGCGUGUGGAUAAGAUCCGCAAGCGCCGCGAUGUCAAGCGUGUAUACUAUGAGCGAUGGGGACCCACAAUUCUCAGCAUUGGCCUUGUUGCUAUUGUUAUGACGAACUUUGGAUUCCGCAUCCGUGCUGGUGGCUUCAUGGCUGGUGCUGGAGACCAGAAGAACCCUCGCCACGGCGAGCUGUAA
Penicillium verhagenii is the source of this 2400-nucleotide messenger RNA. It is a transcript of the gene vtc4, whose product is annotated as putative vacuolar transporter chaperone (Vtc4). Gene Ontology annotation, cellular component: vacuolar transporter chaperone complex; fungal-type vacuole membrane. The transcript is spliced from 3 exons. The record is from RefSeq and is a predicted model, not a curated record. Gene Ontology annotation, biological process: microautophagy; vacuole fusion, non-autophagic; polyphosphate metabolic process. Lineage: Eukaryota; Fungi; Ascomycota; Eurotiomycetes; Eurotiales; Aspergillaceae. The coding region runs from base 1 to 2400 and encodes 799 amino acids.